This is a messenger RNA of Parastagonospora nodorum SN15, 453 nucleotides long. RefSeq lists its product as hypothetical. Bases 1 to 453 code for a protein of 150 amino acids. Gene Ontology annotation, cellular component: cytoplasm. The transcript has 3 exons. Gene Ontology annotation, molecular function: RNA binding; translation initiation factor activity. NCBI's taxonomy places the organism in Eukaryota, Fungi, Ascomycota, Dothideomycetes, Pleosporales, Phaeosphaeriaceae. The record is from RefSeq and is a predicted model, not a curated record. Gene Ontology annotation, biological process: translational initiation.
AUGCCUAAGAACAAGGGAAAAGGUGGCAAGAACCGACGUAGGGGUAAGAACGAGAACGACAACGAGAAGCGCGAACUCGUCUUCAAAGAGGAGGGCCAAGAAUAUGCCCAAGUCGUCAAGAUGCUCGGAAACGGCCGUCUGGAAGCCCAGUGCUUCGACGGCGCUCGCCGUCUCGCCCAUAUCCGCGGCAAGCUCAGGAAGAAGGUCUGGAUCAACCAGGGUGACAUCAUCCUCCUGUCGCUGCGAGACUACCAGGAUGAGAAGGGCGAUGUGAUCAUGAAGUAUUCUGCCUACGGCGAACUCCCCGAGAACGCAAAGAUCAACGAGACCGACACGUACGGCGACCAGGGCGACGAGGGCAUCGGCUUCGAGUUCGACGAGGACCGCGACGACAGUGACUCGGACGAGGCUGACGGCACCGGCAAGAAAGACAUUGAUAUCGACGAUAUCUAG